UUGCACAUGGCGCAGCAAUAGCAGGCAACAAACAACAGUGACAGCUGCUCCAUGUACUGGCGUCUGGCGGCAAGUCGUGCAUUGCUGAAGUCUCUUCGCCACUCUACUACAAAAGCGUGUGUGUGUGUGCACAAACAGUUGGCUUUUGACGACACAGUGCUUUGGUAUUUUUACGCAUAAUCGCAUGGCGGCGUUCGUAGCGGUGCGACAAAAUUCAUAACAUCUCGCGUACAGCGCGCGCCUGCCCAACGCGUGGCGACUCGUUCGCUUUCACGCGUUCCACUAUUAUUGCGGUGACAAUAGUGUGGUAAACACAAGUAAAAACAAAAGCAAAGAACACAACAAGCGCUGAAAACAAAAGCAGAUCGUAAACUUAUUUAGUUGCGGUCGGCGCGUUUUGCCGCACACAACAUAGUACGCGUUCGCAUUUUGCAUUGUACGGACCUAAGGCGGACGCUCCGCAAAAUUGUUUUAACCACAAUAUACCCACAACACUAAUAACUUGAACAUACGCAAGGUCGUUAACAGAAACUUUUCUUGUGUGCGCGUGUGUAUGUGUAAAUAAGCCUAAUAAUUAAUAACAUUCCAUAGUGAAGUGAGUGCGCGUUUGCCGCAUUAUGUCCACGCCCGAAGAGCUGGCGCGCCUUGUCGCCAUACACCUGCGUGAUUUGCAGGAAAGUGAACCGAAUUGGACCGUCGCGCAUUCCGAUGUCGCGGGACGCGGUGUCUUCGCAAAGCGCGACAUCGCCGCUGGUGAAUUAUUAUUCCGCGAAUGUCCACUUGUGGUCGGUCCUACGGCGCGCAAGGGCUCCAUACUCAACACCUGCGUUUGCUGCCACAAGCUGCUCGCCGUCAAGGACUUUCUCUGCAAACAUAAAUGUAUGCUGCCUGUGUGUGAUGCGUGCGCCGAUUCAGCGCUGCAUCGUGAAGAGUGCGCGCUCUUCCAGCGCUGGCAGCCCGUGGAAUUGAGUAAAUUAGCGGAUAUGUGUAAAGAUAAGAGCGCCGGACCGCCGCUAGUGAAUCCCUAUUCGUUACGCAUACUUACGGCGGUGCGCGUAUUCUUUCUCAAUCCAGAGCAGCGCGCGCUCGUCGACGCCAUGCAAGCGAAUGCGGAUCGCGGCUAUCGGCAGGAGAUCAUCAAAGCGGCGCAGAGUUUUCGCAAAUUUCCCACAACAGAUAAAUCAUUUAUGGACAAUCUUUUUCGCAUUGUUGGCGUAUUGAAUACGAACGCAUUUGAGGCGCCAUGUCGCAUUGGCGAACACGAGACGCUCGUGCGUGGCCUCUUCCCGCUAACGGCGAUCAUGAAUCACGAGUGUACGCCCAAUGCGAGUCAUUACUUCGAUAAUGGUCAAUUAGCGGUGGUGCGCGCGGCGCGUCAUAUACCCAAGGGCGCGGAGAUAACCACCACGUAUACGAAGAUUCUCUGGAGUAAUCCGACGCGUGGCAUUUUUCUCAAAAUGACUAAACAUUUUGUAUGCGAGUGUGCGCGCUGCAACGACAAUACGGAGAACGGCACUUAUUUGUCUGCACUCUUCUGCCGCGAACAAGGCUGCAAAGGCAUCGUCAUACCCGAACACACGAAAACCUUGCAACCGGACUGGCGUUGCCUCACGUGCGAUACCGUUGCGCCACACGCAAAGAUGUCACGCUACCAGGACUUUGCCUUGAACACGAUCAACAAUCGCAUCAACACGAGUACCGUGCACGAUUUGAUCACUUUCAUAAACGAUAUGUGUCCGCGCUUUUGCCCGCCCUCCAAUUAUGUGCUCGUCGAGGCGAAGUUGAAUGUGAUUUGGCGCAUGCAACGCUUCAAGGGCGACUUCACCGAGGAGGAGGUGCGACAUCGCGAUCGUUAUCGCGAGGAGAUUUUGGAGAUAUUGGAGAAACUGGGCGCCGGCGAUUGUACGCUGAAGAAGCUAAUUACCAAUGAGAUUCCGUAAGCGGUGCGAGCGAGUGGAGCGCAAAUCGCUUGAUGCGCGCGUGUGAAGAGGCAGCGGAAGCAAUCAAAUGAGUUUUUGUAUUUAUUGUGUUGUUAGUGUGUGCAUUUUUAUGCUAUUUAAUACUCCAGUGCUACCGUAGCGCUCAUAUGUAUCAUCGUUGUUGUACUGUUUGAGAAUUAUUGUAAUUUGUUGGCGUUUGUCUCGAAUAACUUUUCCAAUUCCUUUUAUUGUCGCAUUAUUCUACGUAAUUAACGCACUGCAAACCUUUUCGCUUGGCCGAAUGCGUGCUCGUUCCGACUUGUCAGCGGAAAAUCGUGCAAUUAUUUACGCGUCAAUUUAUUUAUUACUAAAUAGUUGUAUCCUCAAAUUUAUAAAUCUCUAGAAUUAAUGUUUACUACUGAGUCUGAAAUAAAUAGUGAAUGACUAAGAGAAUUAUUUAAAUAAACACAAAUAAAGAGUCGCUGAAAA
Molecule: messenger RNA, 2408 nt
Organism: Bactrocera tryoni
Lineage: Eukaryota; Metazoa; Arthropoda; Insecta; Diptera; Tephritidae
Gene: SmydA-8
Product: SET domain-containing protein SmydA-8
Exons: 2
Coding region: 618-1940 (440 amino acids)
Molecular function (GO): protein binding
Source: RefSeq, a predicted model, not a curated record